GGUGCGCCCCUGGCGGCGGACCGUGCAAGUGACCCUCGCGGAAAUAAUUAUCGCGAUUUAUGUUAUUUGCAAAUGUGAUCCGGGGGUUUAAUUAAUUAGACGAUGCCGAGUGGCGGCGACUGAGACGGCGACGGACGGGCUCCUGGGGACUACCCGGUUACGCCGUGAGUGGAGUAGAGCAGCGGCGGCCGCGGCACGGGAAUGGACCUGGCAGAAACUAUGAAGAACAUUGUUGCCAAAGGUAUGCAAACCGAAAUGGGUCCACCGGGUGGAGGAUCGGGUUACUCCGCGACACCGAGCAGCGCUGGUUAUGUCACAGAGAAGAUGUACAUGUUGUUACAAGCGUAUUUGCAAAAUAAAGGCUGGAAUCCUAGUAUCGAGCUACUGCAAUGCUUCUCGGAAUUUAAGGAUGCCUCUAUGAUGCCUAGCGCCGCCUAUUUACAGAUGAUGGCAUCUAGAGUUGCACUAGAUUCACAGGGAAGACUAGUCCUUAGAGAGAAUGGCAAAAUAAUACUACCUUAUGAACACUUUGCCAAUGCCGUAAUGUUGAAACACAUGAAUGGACCACACGGCUUACACUUGGGCUUAGAGGGUACAGUCAGAGCAGUUAUGGAAUCUUACACCAUUGGAAGAGAGUGCUUCGGGAUGGAGAAAGAGUUUAUCAUAGAAGUCGUGCAAAACUGUCCCAAUCCUGCUUGUCGUUACUACAAAAAUCAGUUGGAGCUCACUCAGAAGAUGGGUCACAUGGCACCAACUUAUAUUCAAGAGAAUGAAGCGACUGCAUCUCUUCUACGUACUGGUUUUCCACAUAGCACAGAUUUCCAGAGCCUAAGCAGCGCUAAUCCGAACACACACAUGGGAGGAGGAUCCGCGGCGGAUUUAUCAGAGAUGAGGAGUGCUGGCAACCAAAUGAAUCUUCAACGUCCCCCAAGCCGUCCAUCAUUAAAUAUUCCGCAUCGGCCUGUAUCGCAAGAGAAGAAAGUGCCAUCCGGCAAGCAGCAUUAUGAAUCUCUAAUACCUAAUAUACCAAUCUCCGAUCAUAAGUUGACGGACUUUUUACGUACCAAUCUGGAUAACUUGGACAAUCUCACUUCUCUCGGUUUAGGAAACUUACAAGGAUUAGGAAACGCCAACAAGGACUUGUUAGCACUACACAACGGUGCAUGGCCUUUAGAAAGUGAAAAGGGAUCCCGAUCAUCAUCUUCAAAUUCAGAAGGUGGUCAAGAGAAGAUUGUGCGCGCUUUCGCCGAAGUGAUGAAAAACAUGGCAAGAAUGAAAGCUUGCGUACGACCGGCAAUGUGCAAGCCGUACGGCAAACAAUCCGAGGCUCUGCAAAAAACAUUGGUCGAUACCAUACAGCUUGUACAGUCGUUGAGAAGCUUCUUGCCGCCUCCACAUAUUCCAGUUUCGAGCUGGAAAAACGAAGAUAAACACCGAUUAGAUCACACCGGUACCCCUUACCUGUCAACGUUAAAGGCUAGCGGGAUGGAAGAAUUAUGCGAGCAGCGUAAGUUAGACUAACCGUCGUCUUCGCUUUACUCGCGACAGACCAAGUUUCGUCUUUUUGCGCUCUAUGAUGUUCUAGUCACAAGAUGUUUAUUAAUUAGCUGGGUGUUUCGUAUCUAAACAACCCGAUGGAUUGCUCAAAAAAGUUGUUGGCGUUUAGGACUUCAAAUACUAAGAGACAAAAUGAGUCAUGCGUGGACUGUGAUAAAAGUGGGUAGCGAGAAACAAAAAAGAUUUAUAUGUAGGACUAAACUUACACACCGCGUCAUUUUAGGGAUUUCUUAUUAGCUUUAUUUUAUCACUGUAACCUGAUUUCGUAUUGUCAUUGCUCUCAAUCUGCCUAUGGAGCUUAUUCGACAAAUAAUCUAUCGAUUAAUCCCUUAAUUACUGAAUGCCUAGUGACUGAGUUAUGAUUACGUAAAUUACGUAAAUAAUAGAUAUUCAAUACGGAUAGCCUUUAUAUUUACUGUAUCGAUUUAAUAAUUUGCCGUUUGUGUUCCAAUAAUUACUACCUGAUUAAUAAUAUAUAUAAGGCUUCUUUUAUAUGUAUGAAACUGUUAUGUAUGCCUACUGUUAUGUAGGCAUGUGAAACUUAUGUCAAUAUGAGAAGCAAAGACUAAAUUGAUUUGGUACAAAAGCUUUUGCUACUAAUCGAUUACUACUUCAACAUUCGCGACAUAGGCGCAUAAAGAAAGAAUAAAUAAGUUAACAAUUUCCUCGAUUAUUAAACUCGUGUUGCUUUGUUUUACAUGUUUUUAACUCGUUUGUUAAAUAUAGUAUAUUCUUUAAUGUAGAAUUUU
Molecule: messenger RNA, 2306 nt
Organism: Trachymyrmex septentrionalis
Lineage: Eukaryota; Metazoa; Arthropoda; Insecta; Hymenoptera; Formicidae
Exons: 7
Coding region: 202-1521 (439 amino acids)
Source: RefSeq, a predicted model, not a curated record